This is a messenger RNA of Paraphaeosphaeria sporulosa, 459 nucleotides long. RefSeq lists its product as uncharacterized. The transcript is spliced from 2 exons. The coding region runs from base 1 to 459 and encodes 152 amino acids. NCBI's taxonomy places the organism in Eukaryota, Fungi, Ascomycota, Dothideomycetes, Pleosporales, Didymosphaeriaceae. The record is from RefSeq and is a predicted model, not a curated record.
AUGUCUCCUAAGGCCGUUGAGAUCAAAGCCAAGGGACACGGGAAGAUCGGUGCUCCUCAAAUACGUGCUUGGCACUUUCUACAGCGUCAGAUACCCAAUGCUAAUGAGCAGUCGCCAUCAAUGCCCCAGAUACGCAAGACAAUAGCAUGUCGUAUCCACCAGUAUCCAAGCUCAAGCGCCUUCAUCAAGAAACUUGAAGGAGAGAGCACCCGGCUCCAAAGCGAGCUGCAAGAAGAGAAGACGAGGCUUAGGGAAGAGUUGGCCAUCAAGAAAGGCGCGCGUGCUGAUGCGGAGAAGAGGGAAAUGAUUGCAGCAAUUGAAGCCAAGGAAGAAAAGUCUCUGCUGAGGAAGGAGACGGAUAUCGCGAACCAGCAGUUGGCUGCGAGAGAACGUUUGGAGCUCGAGCUUAGCACCGUGAAGCUGGAGCUUUGGAAACUGAAGAACGCUCACGGCUAUUGA